Messenger RNA from Bufo gargarizans (Asiatic toad), 1680 nucleotides. It is a transcript of the gene AUP1, whose product is annotated as AUP1 lipid droplet regulating VLDL assembly factor. NCBI's taxonomy places the organism in Eukaryota, Metazoa, Chordata, Amphibia, Anura, Bufonidae. The record is from RefSeq and is a predicted model, not a curated record. The transcript is spliced from 12 exons. Gene Ontology annotation, cellular component: membrane. Gene Ontology annotation, molecular function: ubiquitin binding. The coding region runs from base 171 to 1358 and encodes 395 amino acids.
CUGAGACAGGGCGGGGCCACAGCUACUAUUUAGGAGCCGAACGAAGUGGGGGCGCCUCAACUGUGAAGGUGGAGGAGAGUUCGGUGACGUCAGUACUGUGGUGGAUGAUGUCAUCAGACAGGUUAGUUCUGGCAGUAUAGAGAACGUCACUACUACUCUCAUCAUCCCACAUGGAGCAACCUGGGCUGGAGCAAAUGCUGGAUGGGCAGCGGUUUCCGGUGGAGCUGCUGUCCCGAGGUCUGCUCCUCCUGUAUGCUCCCCUCGGGCUCUGCCUCUUCUUGCUGCGUCUCUUCAUUGGAGCCCAUGUGUUUCUGGUCAGCUGCGUCCUGCCCGACUGCGCCAUCAGAAGGUUCCUGGUGCGGGUCAUGUGCUCGGUGCUCGGGGUCAUCGUCUCUCAGUCUGGAGAACCGGAUCGCGCUCUGAAGAUUUUCGUCUCUAAUCACUUUACCUUUAUUGACCACAACGUCCUUAGUCUCCUCACUUCGUGCAGCACCCCAUCAGUGUCCUGUCCUCCUGGAUUUCUUUGCUGGGCUCGAGGAUUCCUGGAACUUGGGGCCCCUGGGAGCCAAACUCAACUGCAGGAGUCUCUGAAGCAUUUUCUCUCUCAGACGGGGAGUUCUCCGCUCCUGCUGUUCCCCGAGGAGGAGACGACUAACGGCAGAGCCGGCCUUCUGCACUUCAGCUCGUGGGCAUUCUCGCUGUCGGACUCUGUGCAGCCUGUGGCCCUGCGGGUGAGCCGACCCCUCGUAUCUGUGGCGGUGCCUGGCUCGCCCUGGUGCGUGGAGUUGUUCUGGACGCUCUUCUCCCUGUACACAGUUUAUCAUGUAAGAUGGUUGCUGCCCGUGUACCGCUCACCAAGAGAGUCAGAUAAAGACUUUGCCUCCCGUGUUCAGAAGCUGUUGGCGCAUUCACUUGGUGUCCAUGGCACAAAGCACACGGCUGCAGACAGAGCAGAACAUAUGAAGAGGAGGAGGAAAGAGCCCCCACCCCGCAGCCGCCACAACCCGCCCACCGCGUCUACAGCCUCAAGUCACAUGGCGCAGCGCGUGAAAGAAGUGUUACCCCAAGUGCCGCUCUCUGUAAUUCACCAGGACCUGGCUCUGACCGGUUGUGUAGACGCCACCAUCACAAACCUAAUAGAAGGACGAGUCCCGUAUGAGCCUGAAGCAGAAUCGGCUGGGAGUGAGGCGCCGGGGUGUACCGCGAGCAACAAGCUGAUACCCAGGGGAUUUGCCCGGAGACCAGAGGACAGACACUUGUCGUUACAGGAGCGGAAGGAGGCGCUGUAUGACUGUGCUCGGAGGAGGUACCUGGAGAAGUAUGGAGGAGUCGCUGCAGCCAAGAAGAAGAGCGAUUGAUGGGAACGUGGGGCUCGGGAGGGGGCUUGGGGCGUACAAUAAUGAGCGGUGGGGGGGGUAAAUAGUAAUGGGGCCCCAGAGCUGGCAGCCACACGUGGGGGGACCCGGGGCCCCAGAGCUGGCAACCACACGUGGGGGGACUCGGGGCCCCAGAGCUGGCAGCUAUGUCUGGGGUUCCUCUUACAGACACCUGUUUGGGGUGAUGUUGCGUCCUCUGCUGCUGGUUUGUGAUGAUGAGAGUUGUAGUGCGAGUGUCUGACCGCUGUCCUGGGAUUACUGUAAAUAAUGAGCAUAUUUUAUAUAAAAUAAAGUGUAAUUCUGA